UUUUCCUACGGGGCGCCCUGUUCCCAUUGUGUGAGAGAUAGUAAAUACUGACACUGCUAGAAAACCAUAACAUUUAUUUCCUUGCGAAAAAACGUUUAUAUUCACGUCAGGUGAUAACUAACUCGUCAUGGCUCGUACCAAGCAGACCGCCCGUAAAUCCACUGGAGGAAAGGCUCCACGUAAGCAGCUGGCCACCAAGGCUGCCCGCAAGAGUGCACCGUCUACCGGUGGGGUUAAGAAGCCCCAUCGUUACAGGCCCGGCACCGUGGCCCUGCGUGAGAUCCGUCGGUACCAGAAGUCCACUGAGCUGCUGAUCCGCAAGCUGCCCUUCCAGCGCCUGGUGAGGGAGAUCGCUCAGGACUUCAAAACUGACCUGCGCUUCCAGAGUGCAGCUAUCGGAGCCCUGCAGGAGGCCAGCGAGGCAUACCUGGUGGGUCUGUUUGAGGACACCAACCUGUGUGCCAUCCAUGCCAAGCGUGUCACCAUCAUGCCCAAAGACAUCCAGCUGGCACGUCGCAUCCGUGGGGAGCGUGCUUAGCCUGCCCACCCUCCUUUCCUUUUUCUCUUUAAUGUUUCACCUCUAUUCUCUUUGUUUCUUUAUCUCUCACCGUCCUAACUCCCUCAUUUCGCCCUGCCCUUCCAUCUCACCCCCCAGUCCCCUCUGCCUGUUUUCUUCUUGGUAGUCUUUAGAGUAACCGUGAUUAUGAUGAGAGAAACGUGUUGAAAAGUCUCGUCUCUCAUAGUUUUUGUCUUCAGCAGAUGUUUUAGGGUACCUUUUUCGUGCAUGUAGUAGGUGUCGCUGAUCAGACACACACACACAGGUUUGUGCGUCCUCAGCUCUCAUAAAAUAAAACUCACUCACAUGCACAGGUGGGCAGACCAGAAGGGCAUCGCCCGGGGGCUAGUCUGCUUAAGGGGAGUGGCAACUUCCACAGCAGGGUGCUACUAAAACUAACCCCAGGGCUGUUGGUGUGUGUGUGUGUGUGAGCUCUGAUCAGCUAAGCAAAUUGUAUUCAACAGCAAACAAGUAUCAUCUUGGUUACUUAAAAAUAAUUGAUGAUUACUAUCA
Oncorhynchus nerka (sockeye salmon) is the source of this 1069-nucleotide messenger RNA. It is a transcript of the gene h3f3c, whose product is annotated as H3 histone, family 3C. The transcript has 4 exons. Bases 128 to 538 code for a protein of 136 amino acids. Gene Ontology annotation, molecular function: structural constituent of chromatin; protein heterodimerization activity; DNA binding. The record is from RefSeq and is a predicted model, not a curated record. Gene Ontology annotation, cellular component: nucleosome; nucleus. NCBI's taxonomy places the organism in Eukaryota, Metazoa, Chordata, Actinopteri, Salmoniformes, Salmonidae.